AUGAACCAGUCUCAGUUACUGAACCGGAGUUACCACCCUUGGCCACCACCACGGCCCAAAAAUCAACAAACUUUCCAAGUUUCACAAACACCUAGCGUGAACCGGAGUAAUUGGAAACCAAACCGGUCCAACAACAAACCACGCCGGUUUUUUCAUCAGAAAAAGAAACAACAAAGAGAAAAUUACCGUUUUACCCCUUUCACUCCACACAACACGACAUCGUUUCUAAUCCGAGCAAAGAAAUCCGGUGGAAUCGCCUCUUUAGUUUCUCCUUAUCCGGUGACGCCAGCUGUCCUACCAACACCCAAGUUUUCUCCGGCAAGGGAUGUUUUAGCUGACGUGGCAAAGGAAGAGUGGGGUGUAAACGGGUACGGGUCAAUGAACGGGCUUAUCCGGGUCAGGUCACCUGAGAAUGAUCCGGAUGAAGGGGUUAUUGUAUCUUGGGAUAGUGAUGUUGAGGAAGUUGAGAAGAGGUUGAGUCAUGAUUUGAGCCGGUUUGAGAUGAUAUAUGACCCGGGAAAUGGCGGGUCGGGUUACAGAGUUGAUGACGUGGAGGAACAUAUAGAGAGAUUGGAAGAAGAGAAUAUGGAGUUGAAGGAGAAAAUGUAUGUAAUGGAAAGGGAGUUGGUGGAAUUGAGGAAAAGGGUUAGGUAUUUGGAAGGUGAAAAUGGGUCGGAUAAUGAAGGUGGUUCUGAGAAAAGUGUAGGAGAUUGA
Molecule: messenger RNA, 714 nt
Organism: Lycium ferocissimum
Lineage: Eukaryota; Viridiplantae; Streptophyta; Magnoliopsida; Solanales; Solanaceae
Exons: 1
Coding region: 1-714 (237 amino acids)
Source: RefSeq, a predicted model, not a curated record